This is a messenger RNA of Neohortaea acidophila, 984 nucleotides long. Its product is annotated as translation protein SH3-like domain-containing protein. Gene Ontology annotation, molecular function: RNA binding; structural constituent of ribosome. Lineage: Eukaryota; Fungi; Ascomycota; Dothideomycetes; Mycosphaerellales; Teratosphaeriaceae. The transcript is spliced from 4 exons. The coding region runs from base 93 to 857 and encodes 254 amino acids. The record is from RefSeq and is a predicted model, not a curated record. Gene Ontology annotation, cellular component: cytosolic large ribosomal subunit; ribosome. Gene Ontology annotation, biological process: cytoplasmic translation.
GCACCUGCACAAUUCUAUCCGCUAACAGCGUCUAUACUUUUCGAGCCAGCAGUCUUGCGAUCACAUCCACACCCGUCAGUCCAACAAACACGAUGGGUCGGGUUAUUCGCAAUCAGAGGAAGGGGCGAGGGUCCAUCUUCACGGCCAACACCCGCCUGAACAAAGCACCCGCACAGUUCCGCACGUACGACUUUGCCGAACGCCAUGGCUACAUCCGCGGCGUCGUGAAGGAGAUUGUUCACGAUGCCGGCCGUGGCGCACCGCUCGCCCGGGUCGUCUUUCGUGAUCCGUACCGCUUCAAACUCCGCACCGAGACCUUCAUCGCCAACGAGGGCAUGUACACCGGCCAGUUCAUCUACGCCGGCAAGAACGCCUCUCUCAGCAUCGGCAACGUGCUCCCCCUCGGGUCGAUGCCGGAAGGUACCGUGGUCAGCAACGUGGAAGAGAAGGCUGGUGAUCGAGGCGCUCUGGGCAGGACGAGCGGCAACUAUGUCACCGUCAUCGGACACAACCCCGACGAGGGUAAGACCCGAGUGAAGCUGCCGAGUGGAGCGAAGAAGGUGGUGAAGAGCACCGUGCGUGGGAUGAUUGGCAUUGUCGCUGGAGGAGGACGUACCGACAAGCCUCUGCUCAAGGCAUCCCGUGCGAAGCAUAAGUUCGCCGUCAAGCGCAACUCGUGGCCCAAGACCCGUGGUGUGGCUAUGAACCCCGUGGACCAUCCCCACGGUGGUGGUAACCAUCAACAUAUUGGUAAGGCGUCGACCAUCUCUCGCUACGCUGCACAAGGUCAAAAAGCCGGUCUCAUCGCCGCCCGGAGAACUGGUCUGCUACGUGGUACUCAAAAGACAAAGGACUAGACGCAUGGAGAGUGACGGGAGGGUUCCUUUACGCUUUGUCGUGUUGCUGCUGUAGCUUGCGGUGCUUUCUUGCGCUGUAGUGUGAUACAGGAGGAUACCUUCAAAAGACAAAUCAUCGUAUCUGACG